UCCGAUUAUUUACCUGUCACUGUCACCUGUCCCAACAAAACGUCAAACGUUCACAGUGUCCGUGUCCGAAGACCGAAUUAAAUCUGAUAAAACGUGUCAACAAACAGUGCACAAGCCACAAAAACAACACUGAUAACCGAGUUAUGGAAUUAAUAAAAACACCCAAAGUCGAAAAUGUACGAAUGUUGGAUAGAUUCUGCAAAACCCCAUCGUUGGGCACCCUCUACCUCACGGCGACCCAUUUGAUUUUCGUCGAUCCUGAUGCAAAAAAGGAGACUUGGAUCUUGCAUAUGCAUAUCGCCAACGUCGAAAAACUGACGCUGACCACAACCGGAUCACCGCUUUUGAUCCGCACUAAAACAUUCCUGUCUGUUACUUUCGUGAUCCCUAAAGAGAGGGAUUGCCACGAUAUCUACAUCACUCUUCAGCAACUGUCCCAGCCCAGCAACGUCGAGGACUUGUAUUGCUUUACGUACACGUCGCCCGUUGAGGACAUCCCGAAAGCCACAGGCUGGGAUUUUUUCAACCUUCAGAAGGAGUACGAACGCAUGGGGGUUCCAAAUGACCAGUGGUGCGUGACCAAACUCAACACAGAUUACGAGUUGUGUGAAACUUAUCCUAAAUAUCUCAUUGUUCCCGCCUCUGCCAACAUCACAACUCUCAUGGGGAGUUCCAAGUUUCGUUCAAAAGGGCGCUUGCCUGUUCUCUCCUACUUACAUCACAACAAAGCUAGUAUUAGUAGGUGUAGUCAGCCGUUGUCGGGUUUCAGCGCGAGGUGUUUGGAAGACGAGAAAAUGCUAAAUCAUGUCUUGAGGACUAAUCCUAAUUCUAACUUCAUGUACGUUGUUGAUACGAGACCAAAGAUCAACGCCAUGGCCAACAGAGCCGCUGGAAAAGGCUACGAAAACGAAGCGUUUUACGAAAAUAUCAAAUUUCAGUUUUUGGGGGUUGAAAAUAUACACGUCAUGAGGAACAGUUUAACCAAAGUUAUUGAAACUUGCGAGCAGAAAAACCCCACAAUGAACAGCUUUUUGAGCGGUCUAGAGUCAAGCGGUUGGUUGCGCCACAUCAAGUCCAUUUUGGACACCUCCUGGUUCAUUGCACAAGCCGUUGACGAUGGCAUAAACGUCGUAGUCCACUGUUCGGACGGCUGGGACCGCACAGCACAAGUUUGCUUCCUAGCGUCCUUGUUACUGGAGCCGUACUACCGUACAAUCACCGGAUUUCAAGUUUUAAUCGAGAAAGAUUGGCUGGCCUUCGGCCACAAAUUCUCCGAGCGCUGCGGCCACAUCCAAGGCGACUCGAAGGAAAUUUCGCCGGUUUUCACCCAACUGUUGGACUGCACGUGGCAGUUGAUGCAACAGUUUCCAUCAGCGUUCGAAUUCAACGAAAAGUUUUUACUGACUUUGCACGACCAUGUCCACUCUUGCCAGUACGGCACGUUUAUCGGUAACAGUGAGAAGGAAAAAAACGAGUUGAGAUUAGCCGAACGGACGUACUCGCUAUGGGGGUACAUGGCCAGUUGUGUGAACGAGUUCGAUAAUCCGUUGUACGAAGCUCGGGACUUCCCCGGUGUGCUAGUCCCGGUUUUAAUACCACAAAACAUAACGUUUUGGAGAGGGAUGUAUUGUCGGUUCGAGUCGGGGGUUCACCCGCGUGAGCCCCAAACCGACUUGCUAUUGGCCACAGUCAACCACACGCAUUCGCUAGACGAUCAUAUUAAGUUUCUGACGAAACGCAUUUCGUCAAUGAAGAGUUUUAUAGCCAAAGCUGUGGAGAAUAAAUUCAAUCGAGUGAAUGAGAGUCGGAGUCGGGGAACCCCAACUGACAAUCGCUACUAUUACGAGAAGACACGCGAGGCUGCAGACCAUGACCAUCCCUUGAAAGAGGCCGAAAGUAGGGACGAAACGCCCUCUAUCACCACACAAAACCUGACAAAAGACCUAGAAUCAGUGGCUCUUGACUGGAAAUCGCUGCGCAACACACACGAGUGCAUUUGCUCGUCUUAUUUCGACCAAAUGAGCAAAAAGACGCACUGUCGCCGGUGCGGCAACAUUUUCUGCACGCGCUGUAUAACGAAAAAAACUAUACUUCCGGGGCAUUUGGAGCAGAGCAAUGUUGCAGUCUGCAAGCCUUGUUACGAAAUUCUAGUCAAUUCGACUGAAACAGAGUGAAGUUGGUUGUGAACUAUAUUUAUUUUUUUAUUUUGCAAAUAUAGCACGCACUGGGUGUAAAGAUUGUUAGUUUAAUACCAUUAUGAAUAAAUUUAUUAUUUACCGGAA
Tribolium castaneum (red flour beetle) is the source of this 2282-nucleotide messenger RNA. It is a transcript of the gene Mtmr6, whose product is annotated as Myotubularin related protein 6. The transcript is spliced from 8 exons. The record is from RefSeq and is a predicted model, not a curated record. Bases 144 to 2174 code for a protein of 676 amino acids. Gene Ontology annotation, molecular function: phosphatidylinositol-3-phosphate phosphatase activity; metal ion binding; phosphatidylinositol-3,5-bisphosphate phosphatase activity. Lineage: Eukaryota; Metazoa; Arthropoda; Insecta; Coleoptera; Tenebrionidae. Gene Ontology annotation, cellular component: cytoplasm; membrane. Gene Ontology annotation, biological process: phosphatidylinositol dephosphorylation.